ACACACCCCUUAACACCCUAUUAUCGCUCCCAAAAGCCCUGUCCCUCUUUCUGCCCUUCUAUGUCCAUAGCCCGUCAUCGUUGUGUGUUAUUAUAUUCUUGAUGACCUGCAGCAUGAUCGCAAUGUCAAUGUCAAUACGAAUACCAGUGUCUCUCUCUUUCUCUCUCUUUUCUAUGAUGAUUAUGUUGUUGUCCAUUCAGCGGUGGCAAGAUUACUCGAGAUUGAGGCGAAAUUGGAUAGAAUGGAGGUUUUCUAAAGGCAGGUUGGUUAGUGUGGGUAGUUACUAGUAGUUAGUUGUAGACAAGAAAUAUACCACCACUGUCUGUCCGCUUCAUGAGUA
Molecule: messenger RNA, 340 nt
Organism: Aspergillus piperis CBS 112811
Lineage: Eukaryota; Fungi; Ascomycota; Eurotiomycetes; Eurotiales; Aspergillaceae
Exons: 1
Coding region: 102-287 (61 amino acids)
Source: RefSeq, a predicted model, not a curated record